Molecule: messenger RNA, 1275 nt
Organism: Pestalotiopsis fici W106-1
Lineage: Eukaryota; Fungi; Ascomycota; Sordariomycetes; Amphisphaeriales; Sporocadaceae
Exons: 10
Coding region: 1-1275 (424 amino acids)
Biological process (GO): secondary metabolite biosynthetic process
Source: RefSeq, a predicted model, not a curated record
AUGAGCCUGAUUCAAGAGCAGAAGAAGUUGCGAAUCGCCGUUGUGGGCGUUGGCAUGGCAGGUGUUGCUGCAGGCUUGGAUCUCCGAGACCUACCAAACGUUGAUGUACAGCUGUACGAGCGUUCCACCGAACACAGGCUUGCUGGCGCCUGGCUCGGUGUCACGCCCUCGGCAUUGCGACGGCUCGUUGAAUGGGUCGAUGAGGAAGCCGUGGACCGGGUAAUGACCCGGAGAUACAAUCCCUUCACGGCCUUGCAUUGGAGUACUGGAGAGGUUCUCCAUAAGCCUCAGCAAGUCGAUGGAGCAAAGCUCUCAAAGGCUGAGAGGCUUGACCAGAUGGGAGUGUCCAAUGCCAUACGUUCCGAACUGCACCAGUUGACUGUGGCCCUUCUCCCGCAAGACAUGAUUCACGCAGGAAAAAAGAGUUUGGGCCUGGAACAAACAAACGGCGCUGUGCGAAUCAAGUUCGAGGAUGGUACGGAUGCUGUCGCUGAUCUCGUCAUCGCAGCAGAUGGAAUCAACUCUGGCAUUCGGAAAGCUUUCGACCCGGAUUAUACCAUCAAGUAUCUCGGGCAUCUUGUUUAUACUUGUUUUUGGGAUUAUGAGAAGCUCAAGCAGGAAAUUCCAGACCUACCCGAAGAUGACGUUGUCAUGUACUGUGGUAACUGUCUCGUUUUUAUGGGUUACGUGGGGUAUAAGCAGUAUGCGCUGGAACUGAUAGUUCCCGAAGAAAUGCCCGAGACUCAGACUGUGCGUUGGAACACAAUUGCUGAUGAAGCACGGAUGAAUCAUCUUUUGGAGUACUUCAAAGAUUGGAAUCCUAUCAUCAACCAGUUUCUCCGAGUUUCAAUGAAGCAUGACAUCGACAUGGUUAUAUUGCCACGCAGCCGGGGCCAAUGGUCGCCAUCCAUGAUUGCUAAUCAACAGAUAGCGUUUAUCGGAGAUGCAGCUCAUCCGACGGCAGGAGCAUUCAGUUCUGGUACUUCAUUUGCAUGGGAAGAUUCAAAGACUCUGUCAUUGGCUCUCGGUCAUGCUUACCAAAAGAGCAAACAGUGGAACACUGAGACGGUUGGCACCGCUUUGAAACUUUACGACGAUAUUCUCUCCACUCACUACAAGAAAGUUUAUCAGCAAGUCGAGAAGUUUGAGGCAGCCUGGAACAAUGAUUUGGAGGAUAUGGCACUCAAUUUCAGUGCAGAAAACAUCCACUGGAUCACAAACCACGACGCGGACGAGGCAUUUGCGAAGUGGGUGAAAGAGCAUUCGACCGAAUGA